Molecule: messenger RNA, 14829 nt
Organism: Pieris rapae (cabbage white)
Lineage: Eukaryota; Metazoa; Arthropoda; Insecta; Lepidoptera; Pieridae
Gene: FIBH
Product: fibroin heavy chain-like
Exons: 2
Coding region: 56-14734 (4892 amino acids)
Source: RefSeq, a predicted model, not a curated record
UAAAAAGACCAGAAACUUUCGUUGAAGGCAUCAGUUCGGUUACAUCUCUCUAAACAUGAGAGUAACAACCUUCGUGAUCUUGUGCUGUGCUCUGCAGUAUGUGUCUGCAGAUGCAAUUGAUGAUGCAUUGCAAUAUGCACUCAGAAAUGGCAGACUAGAAACUAAAAAAGUAAACGAAACUGAUGAACUGGACUACGACUCAACAGGAAAUGUUUACGAAAAAUCUACAACAACGAAAGAAUAUGAAGCAUAUGGCGAUGUCGACAAAGACGUGACAGGAGAUGAUGUCAAAGUUAAAACUAUUGUUAUUAAAACUGACUCAUCAGGUCAUGAAACAAUAUGGGAAGAAGAUGUACUCAUUCAUAAGAAGAACCAGCUCGGUUCAUCGGCUGAAACAGAAACGAGAACAGUUUUAAGUUCAAAACCACGAGGUCCACUAAAUGCAGCAUCCAGCGCAUCAUCUGUUUCGGCAGCUAGCACUGGCUCUGUUUCUAGACCUAUUGUUGGUUACAAUACACCAGUACAGUACUCACCUCACGGAAACCAAGCUUUAGCAUCAUCUACUGCUGCUGCUGCUACAGGCUCUGCCGGUGGCGUUAACUACGGAUUGAACGGACUCUACGGUGGAGUAGGAGGCGUAGGCCCAGACACCAUUGUGAUCAACAACGGCGGGGCUUCUGGUUCUUCGUCGAGCGCUUCUGCUUCAAGCGCUGCUGCCAGCUCUGGUAACAGUCUAGCCGAACAGGAAGCACUCCUAGAAGCCACAGAAGCAGCCGAAGCCGCUGCCAUCGCAGCAGCAUCUGGACGUUACGCACCCUACGGUAACCAAGCCGGACGUACCGUCGUUAUAAACAACGAGUCAGGUUCUGGAGCAUCAUCAGCCGCCGCGGCUGCUUCGUCAUCCACCGGCGCUGCUGGACAAAGUGGAUUAGGAUCUGGGCUUGGUGGUUUGGGAUCAUCUGGCGCUGGAUUAUACGGAUUGAACGGCCUCAACGGACUCAACGGUCUCAACGGACUUCGCGGAGGACAAGGAUCCGGAUCCGCAGCUUCCGCCGCCGCUGCCGCAGCCGCCGCCGCUGGCUCUGCCGGUCGUGGAAACUUAGGUCUACUCGGAUCUUCGGGACUAUACGGAAACGACGGUCAAGGCGCCGUCAUCAUCAACAACAAUGGAGCAAGCGGAUCUGCUUCGAGCGCUUCUGCCUCAAGCUCAGCCGCCUCUUCCGCCGGCUCAGACGCAUCUGGACUCGCAGCUCAAGAAGCCGCACUAGAAGCAGCUGAAGCCGCUGCCAUCGCUGCCGCAUCUGGACGUUACGCUCCUUACGGUAACCAAGUCGUGAUCAACAAUGACUCAGGUUCUGGAUCAUCUUCGGCCACCUCAGCUGCUUCAGCAUCCGCUGGUGCCGCUGGUCAAGGAUCUGGUGCUGGAUUAUACGGUGCCGGUCUAUACGGCUCCAACGGACUAUACGGACUACAAGGCCAAGGUGGUAACGCCGCUGCAUCAGCUGCAGCAGCUUCCGCCGCUGCUGGCGCACAAGGAUCCGGCCUCGGUGGUUUGGGAUCAUCUGGCGCUGGAUUAAACGGAUUGAACGGCCUCAGCGGACUCAACGGUCUCAACGGACUUCGCGGAGGACAAGGAUCCGGAUCAGGAGCUGCCGCAGUCGCUGCCGCCGCUGCAGGCUCAGCCGGAAGCGCUAAUUACGCAAACGGAUUGAACGGACUCUACGGUGGAGUAGGAGGCGUAGGCCAAGACACCAUUGUGAUCAACAACGGCGGGGCUUCUGGUUCUUCGUCGAGCGCUUCUGCUUCAAGCGCUGCUGCCAGCUCUGGUAACAGUCUAGCCGAACAGGAAGCACUCCUAGAAGCCACAGAAGCAGCCGAAGCCGCUGCCAUCGCAGCAGCAUCUGGACGUUACGCACCCUACGGUAACCAAGCCGGACGUACCGUCGUUAUAAACAACGAGUCAGGUUCUGGAGCAUCAUCAGCCGCCGCGGCUGCUUCGUCAUCCACCGGCGCUGCUGGACAAAGUGGAUUAGGAUCUGGGCUUGGUGGUUUGGGAUCAUCUGGCGCUGGAUUAUACGGAUUGAACGGCCUCAACGGACUCAACGGUCUCAACGGACUUCGCGGAGGACAAGGAUCCGGAUCCGCAGCUUCCGCCGCCGCUGCCGCAGCCGCCGCCGCUGGCUCUGCCGGUCGUGGAAACUUAGGUCUACUCGGAUCUUCGGGACUAUACGGAAACGACGGUCAAGGCGCCGUCAUCAUCAACAACAAUGGAGCAAGCGGAUCUGCUUCGAGCGCUUCUGCCUCAAGCUCAGCCGCCUCUUCCGCCGGCUCAGACGCAUCUGGACUCGCAGCUCAAGAAGCCGCACUAGAAGCAGCUGAAGCCGCUGCCAUCGCUGCCGCAUCUGGACGUUACGCUCCUUACGGUAACCAAGUCGUGAUCAACAAUGACUCAGGUUCUGGAUCAUCUUCGGCCACCUCAGCUGCUUCAGCAUCCGCUGGUGCCGCUGGUCAAGGAUCUGGUGCUGGAUUAUACGGUGCCGGUCUAUACGGCUCCAACGGACUAUACGGACUACAAGGCCAAGGUGGUAACGCCGCUGCAUCAGCUGCAGCAGCUUCCGCCGCUGCUGGCGCACAAGGAUCCGGCUUCGGUGGUUUGGGAUCAUCUGGCGCUGGAUUAAACGGAUUGAACGGCCUCAGCGGACUCAACGGUCUCAACGGACUUCGCGGAGGACAAGGAUCCGGAUCAGGAGCUGCCGCAGCCGCUGCCGCCGCUGCAGGCUCAGCCGGAAGCGCUAAUUACGCAAACGGAUUGAACGGACUCUACGGUGGAGUAGGAGGCGUAGGCCAAGACACCAUUGUGAUCAACAACGGCGGGGCUUCUGGUUCUUCGUCGAGCGCUUCUGCUUCAAGCGCUGCUGCCAGCUCUGGUAACAGUCUAGCCGAACAGGAAGCACUCCUAGAAGCCACAGAAGCAGCCGAAGCCGCUGCCAUCGCAGCAGCAUCUGGACGUUACGCACCCUACGGUAACCAAGCCGGACGUACCGUCGUUAUAAACAACGAGUCAGGUUCUGGAGCAUCAUCAGCCGCCGCGGCUGCUUUGUCAUCCACCGGCGCUGCUGGACAAAGUGGAUUAGGAUCUGGGCUUGGUGGUUUGGGAUCAUCUGGCGCUGGAUUAUACGGAUUGAACGGCCUCAACGGACUCAACGGUCUCAACGGACUUCGCGGAGGACAAGGAUCCGGAUCCGCAGCUUCCGCCGCCGCUGCCGCAGCCGCCGCCGCUGGCUCUGCCGGUCGUGGAAACUUAGGUCUACUCGGAUCUUCGGGACUAUACGGAAACGACGGUCAAGGCGCCGUCAUCAUCAACAACAAUGGAGCAAGCGGAUCUGCUUCGAGCGCUUCUGCCUCAAGCUCAGCCGCCUCUUCCGCCGGCUCAGACGCAUCUGGACUCGCAGCUCAAGAAGCCGCACUAGAAGCAGCUGAAGCCGCUGCCAUCGCUGCCGCAUCUGGACGUUACGCUCCUUACGGUAACCAAGUCGUGAUCAACAAUGACUCAGGUUCUGGAUCAUCUUCGGCCACCUCAGCUGCUUCAGCAUCCGCUGGUGCCGCUGGUCAAGGAUCUGGUGCUGGAUUAUACGGUGCCGGUCUAUACGGCUCCAACGGACUAUACGGACUACAAGGCCAAGGUGGUAACGCCGCUGCAUCAGCUGCAGCAGCUUCCGCCGCUGCUGGCGCACAAGGAUCCGGCCUCGGUGGUUUGGGAUCAUCUGGCGCUGGAUUAAACGGAUUGAACGGCCUCAGCGGACUCAACGGUCUCAACGGACUUCGCGGAGGACAAGGAUCCGGAUCAGGAGCUGCCGCAGCCGCUGCCGCCGCUGCAGGCUCAGCCGGAAGCGCUAAUUACGCAAACGGAUUGAACGGACUCUACGGUGGAGUAGGAGGCGUAGGCCAAGACACCAUUGUGAUCAACAACGGCGGGGCUUCUGGUUCUUCGUCGAGCGCUUCUGCUUCAAGCGCUGCUGCCAGCUCUGGUAACAGUCUAGCCGAACAGGAAGCACUCCUAGAAGCCACAGAAGCAGCCGAAGCCGCUGCCAUCGCAGCAGCAUCUGGACGUUACGCACCCUACGGUAACCAAGCCGGACGUACCGUCGUUAUAAACAACGAGUCAGGUUCUGGAGCAUCAUCAGCCGCCGCGGCUGCUUCGUCAUCCACCGGCGCUGCUGGACAAAGUGGAUUAGGAUCUGGGCUUGGUGGUUUGGGAUCAUCUGGCGCUGGAUUAUACGGAUUGAACGGCCUCAACGGACUCAACGGUCUCAACGGACUUCGCGGAGGACAAGGAUCCGGAUCCGCAGCUUCCGCCGCCGCUGCCGCAGCCGCCGCCGCUGGCUCUGCCGGUCGUGGAAACUUAGGUCUACUCGGAUCUUCGGGACUAUACGGAAACGACGGUCAAGGCGCCGUCAUCAUCAACAACAAUGGAGCAAGCGGAUCUGCUUCGAGCGCUUCUGCCUCAAGCUCAGCCGCCUCUUCCGCCGGCUCAGACGCAUCUGGACUCGCAGCUCAAGAAGCCGCACUAGAAGCAGCUGAAGCCGCUGCCAUCGCUGCCGCAUCUGGACGUUACGCUCCUUACGGUAACCAAGUCGUAAUCAACAAUGACUCAGGUUCUGGAUCAUCUUCGGCCACCUCAGCUGCUUCAGCAUCCGCUGGUGCCGCUGGUCAAGGAUCUGGUGCUGGAUUAUACGGUGCCGGUCUAUACGGCUCCAACGGACUAUACGGACUACAAGGCCAAGGUGGUAACGCCGCUGCAUCAGCUGCAGCAGCUUCCGCCGCUGCUGGAGCACAAGGAUCCGGCCUCGGUGGUUUGGGAUCAUCUGGCGCUGGAUUAAACGGAUUGAACGGCCUCAGCGGACUCAACGGUCUCAACGGACUUCGCGGAGGACAAGGAUCCGGAUCAGGAGCUGCCGCAGCCGCUGCCGCCGCUGCAGGCUCAGCCGGAAGCGCUAAUUACGCAAACGGAUUGAACGGACUCUACGGUGGAGUAGGAGGCGUAGGCCAAGACACCAUUGUGAUCAACAACGGCGGGGCUUCUGGUUCUUCGUCGAGCGCUUCUGCUUCAAGCGCUGCUGCCAGCUCUGGUAACAGUCUAGCCGAACAGGAAGCACUCCUAGAAGCCACAGAAGCAGCCGAAGCCGCUGCCAUCGCAGCAGCAUCUGGACGUUACGCACCCUACGGUAACCAAGCCGGACGUACCGUCGUUAUAAACAACGAGUCAGGUUCUGGAGCAUCAUCAGCCGCCGCGGCUGCUUCGUCAUCCACCGGCGCUGCUGGACAAAGUGGAUUAGGAUCUGGGCUUGGUGGUUUGGGAUCAUCUGGCGCUGGAUUAUACGGAUUGAACGGCCUCAACGGACUCAACGGUCUCAACGGACUUCGCGGAGGACAAGGAUCCGGAUCCGCAGCUUCCGCCGCCGCUGCCGCAGCCGCCGCCGCUGGCUCUGCCGGUCGUGGAAACUUAGGUCUACUCGGAUCUUCGGGACUAUACGGAAACGACGGUCAAGGCGCCGUCAUCAUCAACAACAAUGGAGCAAGCGGAUCUGCUUCGAGCGCUUCUGCCUCAAGCUCAGCCGCCUCUUCCGCCGGCUCAGACGCAUCUGGACUCGCAGCUCAAGAAGCCGCACUAGAAGCAGCUGAAGCCGCUGCCAUCGCUGCCGCAUCUGGACGUUACGCUCCUUACGGUAACCAAGUCGUGAUCAACAAUGACUCAGGUUCUGGAUCAUCUUCGGCCACCUCAGCUGCUUCAGCAUCCGCUGGUGCCGCUGGUCAAGGAUCUGGUGCUGGAUUAUACGGUGCCGGUCUAUACGGCUCCAACGGACUAUACGGACUACAAGGCCAAGGUGGUAACGCCGCUGCAUCAGCUGCAGCAGCUUCCGCCGCUGCUGGCGCACAAGGAUCCGGCCUCGGUGGUUUGGGAUCAUCUGGCGCUGGAUUAAACGGAUUGAACGGCCUCAGCGGACUCAACGGUCUCAACGGACUUCGCGGAGGACAAGGAUCCGGAUCAGGAGCUGCCGCAGCCGCUGCCGCCGCUGCAGGCUCAGCCGGAAGCGCUAAUUACGCAAACGGAUUGAACGGACUCUACGGUGGAGUAGGAGGCGUAGGCCAAGACACCAUUGUGAUCAACAACGGCGGGGCUUCUGGUUCUUCGUCGAGCGCUUCUGCUUCAAGCGCUGCUGCCAGCUCUGGUAACAGUCUAGCCGAACAGGAAGCACUCCUAGAAGCCACAGAAGCAGCCGAAGCCGCUGCCAUCGCAGCAGCAUCUGGACGUUACGCACCCUACGGUAACCAAGCCGGACGUACCGUCGUUAUAAACAACGAGUCAGGUUCUGGAGCAUCAUCAGCCGCCGCGGCUGCUUCGUCAUCCACCGGCGCUGCUGGACAAAGUGGAUUAGGAUCUGGGCUUGGUGGUUUGGGAUCAUCUGGCGCUGGAUUAUACGGAUUGAACGGCCUCAACGGACUCAACGGUCUCAACGGACUUCGCGGAGGACAAGGAUCCGGAUCCGCAGCUUCCGCCGCCGCUGCCGCAGCCGCCGCCGCUGGCUCUGCCGGUCGUGGAAACUUAGGUCUACUCGGAUCUUCGGGACUAUACGGAAACGACGGUCAAGGCGCCGUCAUCAUCAACAACAAUGGAGCAAGCGGAUCUGCUUCGAGCGCUUCUGCCUCAAGCUCAGCCGCCUCUUCCGCCGGCUCAGACGCAUCUGGACUCGCAGCUCAAGAAGCCGCACUAGAAGCAGCUGAAGCCGCUGCCAUCGCUGCCGCAUCUGGACGUUACGCUCCUUACGGUAACCAAGUCGUGAUCAACAAUGACUCAGGUUCUGGAUCAUCUUCGGCCACCUCAGCUGCUUCAGCAUCCGCUGGUGCCGCUGGUCAAGGAUCUGGUGCUGGAUUAUACGGUGCCGGUCUAUACGGCUCCAACGGACUAUACGGACUACAAGGCCAAGGUGGUAACGCCGCUGCAUCAGCUGCAGCAGCUUCCGCCGCUGCUGGCGCACAAGGAUCCGGCUUCGGUGGUUUGGGAUCAUCUGGCGCUGGAUUAAACGGAUUGAACGGCCUCAGCGGACUCAACGGUCUCAACGGACUUCGCGGAGGACAAGGAUCCGGAUCAGGAGCUGCCGCAGCCGCUGCCGCCGCUGCAGGCUCAGCCGGAAGCGCUAAUUACGCAAACGGAUUGAACGGACUCUACGGUGGAGUAGGAGGCGUAGGCCAAGACACCAUUGUGAUCAACAACGGCGGGGCUUCUGGUUCUUCGUCGAGCGCUUCUGCUUCAAGCGCUGCUGCCAGCUCUGGUAACAGUCUAGCCGAACAGGAAGCACUCCUAGAAGCCACAGAAGCAGCCGAAGCCGCUGCCAUCGCAGCAGCAUCUGGACGUUACGCACCCUACGGUAACCAAGCCGGACGUACCGUCGUUAUAAACAACGAGUCAGGUUCUGGAGCAUCAUCAGCCGCCGCGGCUGCUUCGUCAUCCACCGGCGCUGCUGGACAAAGUGGAUUAGGAUCUGGGCUUGGUGGUUUGGGAUCAUCUGGCGCUGGAUUAUACGGAUUGAACGGCCUCAACGGACUCAACGGUCUCAACGGACUUCGCGGAGGACAAGGAUCCGGAUCCGCAGCUUCCGCCGCCGCUGCCGCAGCCGCCGCCGCUGGCUCUGCCGGUCGUGGAAACUUAGGUCUACUCGGAUCUUCGGGACUAUACGGAAACGACGGUCAAGGCGCCGUCAUCAUCAACAACAAUGGAGCAAGCGGAUCUGCUUCGAGCGCUUCUGCCUCAAGCUCAGCCGCCUCUUCCGCCGGCUCAGACGCAUCUGGACUCGCAGCUCAAGAAGCCGCACUAGAAGCAGCUGAAGCCGCUGCCAUCGCUGCCGCAUCUGGACGUUACGCUCCUUACGGUAACCAAGUCGUGAUCAACAAUGACUCAGGUUCUGGAUCAUCUUCGGCCACCUCAGCUGCUUCAGCAUCCGCUGGUGCCGCUGGUCAAGGAUCUGGUGCUGGAUUAUACGGUGCCGGUCUAUACGGCUCCAACGGACUAUACGGACUACAAGGCCAAGGUGGUAACGCCGCUGCAUCAGCUGCAGCAGCUUCCGCCGCUGCUGGCGCACAAGGAUCCGGCCUCGGUGGUUUGGGAUCAUCUGGCGCUGGAUUAAACGGAUUGAACGGCCUCAGCGGACUCAACGGUCUCAACGGACUUCGCGGAGGACAAGGAUCCGGAUCAGGAGCUGCCGCAGCCGCUGCCGCCGCUGCAGGCUCAGCCGGAAGCGCUAAUUACGCAAACGGAUUGAACGGACUCUACGGUGGAGUAGGAGGCGUAGGCCAAGACACCAUUGUGAUCAACAACGGCGGGGCUUCUGGUUCUUCGUCGAGCGCUUCUGCUUCAAGCGCUGCUGCCAGCUCUGGUAACAGUCUAGCCGAACAGGAAGCACUCCUAGAAGCCACAGAAGCAGCCGAAGCCGCUGCCAUCGCAGCAGCAUCUGGACGUUACGCACCCUACGGUAACCAAGCCGGACGUACCGUCGUUAUAAACAACGAGUCAGGUUCUGGAGCAUCAUCAGCCGCCGCGGCUGCUUCGUCAUCCACCGGCGCUGCUGGACAAAGUGGAUUAGGAUCUGGGCUUGGUGGUUUGGGAUCAUCUGGCGCUGGAUUAUACGGAUUGAACGGCCUCAACGGACUCAACGGUCUCAACGGACUUCGCGGAGGACAAGGAUCCGGAUCCGCAGCUUCCGCCGCCGCUGCCGCAGCCGCCGCCGCUGGCUCUGCCGGUCGUGGAAACUUAGGUCUACUCGGAUCUUCGGGACUAUACGGAAACGACGGUCAAGGCGCCGUCAUCAUCAACAACAAUGGAGCAAGCGGAUCUGCUUCGAGCGCUUCUGCCUCAAGCUCAGCCGCCUCUUCCGCCGGCUCAGACGCAUCUGGACUCGCAGCUCAAGAAGCCGCACUAGAAGCAGCUGAAGCCGCUGCCAUCGCUGCCGCAUCUGGACGUUACGCUCCUUACGGUAACCAAGUCGUGAUCAACAAUGACUCAGGUUCUGGAUCAUCUUCGGCCACCUCAGCUGCUUCAGCAUCCGCUGGUGCCGCUGGUCAAGGAUCUGGUGCUGGAUUAUACGGUGCCGGUCUAUACGGCUCCAACGGACUAUACGGACUACAAGGCCAAGGUGGUAACGCCGCUGCAUCAGCUGCAGCAGCUUCCGCCGCUGCUGGCGCACAAGGAUCCGGCUUCGGUGGUUUGGGAUCAUCUGGCGCUGGAUUAAACGGAUUGAACGGCCUCAGCGGACUCAACGGUCUCAACGGACUUCGCGGAGGACAAGGAUCCGGAUCAGGAGCUGCCGCAGCCGCUGCCGCCGCUGCAGGCUCAGCCGGAAGCGCUAAUUACGCAAACGGAUUGAACGGACUCUACGGUGGAGUAGGAGGCGUAGGCCAAGACACCAUUGUGAUCAACAACGGCGGGGCUUCUGGUUCUUCGUCGAGCGCUUCUGCUUCAAGCGCUGCUGCCAGCUCUGGUAACAGUCUAGCCGAACAGGAAGCACUCCUAGAAGCCACAGAAGCAGCCGAAGCCGCUGCCAUCGCAGCAGCAUCUGGACGUUACGCACCCUACGGUAACCAAGCCGGACGUACCGUCGUUAUAAACAACGAGUCAGGUUCUGGAGCAUCAUCAGCCGCCGCGGCUGCUUCGUCAUCCACCGGCGCUGCUGGACAAAGUGGAUUAGGAUCUGGGCUUGGUGGUUUGGGAUCAUCUGGCGCUGGAUUAUACGGAUUGAACGGCCUCAACGGACUCAACGGUCUCAACGGACUUCGCGGAGGACAAGGAUCCGGAUCCGCAGCUUCCGCCGCCGCUGCCGCAGCCGCCGCCGCUGGCUCUGCCGGUCGUGGAAACUUAGGUCUACUCGGAUCUUCGGGACUAUACGGAAACGACGGUCAAGGCGCCGUCAUCAUCAACAACAAUGGAGCAAGCGGAUCUGCUUCGAGCGCUUCUGCCUCAAGCUCAGCCGCGUCUUCCGCCGGCUCAAACGCAUCUGGACUCGCAGCUCAAAAAGCCGCACUAGAAGUAGCUGAAGCCGCUGCCAUCGCUGCCGCAUCUGGACGUUACGCUCCUUACGGUAACCAAGUCGUGAUCAACAAUGACUCAGGUUCUGGAUCAUCUUCGGCCACCUCAGCUGCUUCAGCAUCCGCUGGUGCCGCUGGUCAAGGAUCUGGUGCUGGAUUAUACGGUGCCGGUCUAUACGGCUCCAACGGACUAUACGGACUACAAGGCCAAGGUGGUAACGCCGCUGCAUCAGCUGCAGCAGCUUCCGCCGCUGCUGGCGCACAAGGAUCCGGCCUCGGUGGUUUGGGAUCAUCUGGCGCUGGAUUAAACGGAUUGAACGGCCUCAGCGGACUCAACGGUCUCAACGGACUUCGCGGAGGACAAGGAUCCGGAUCAGGAGCUGCCGCAGCCGCUGCCGCCGCUGCAGGCUCAGCCGGAAGCGCUAAUUACGCAAACGGAUUGAACGGACUCUACGGUGGAGUAGGAGGCGUAGGCCAAGACACCAUUGUGAUCAACAACGGCGGGGCUUCUGGUUCUUCGUCGAGCGCUUCUGCUUCAAGCGCUGCUGCCAGCUCUGGUAACAGUCUAGCCGAACAGGAAGCACUCCUAGAAGCCACAGAAGCAGCCGAAGCCGCUGCCAUCGCAGCAGCAUCUGGACGUUACGCACCCUACGGUAACCAAGCCGGACGUACCGUCGUUAUAAACAACGAGUCAGGUUCUGGAGCAUCAUCAGCCGCCGCGGCUGCUUCGUCAUCCACCGGCGCUGCUGGACAAAGUGGAUUAGGAUCUGGGCUUGGUGGUUUGGGAUCAUCUGGCGCUGGAUUAUACGGAUUGAACGGCCUCAGCGGACUCAACGGUCUCAACGGACUUCGCGGAGGACAAGGAUCCGGAUCAGGAGCUGCCGCAGCCGCUGCCGCCGCUGCAGGCUCAGCCGGAAGCGCUAAUUACGCAAACGGAUUGAACGGACUCUACGGUGGAGUAGGAGGCGUAGGCCCAGACACCAUUGUGAUCAACAACGGCGGGGCUUCUGGUUCUUCGUCGAGCGCUUCUGCUUCAAGCGCUGCUGCCAGCUCUGGUAACAGUCUAGCCGAACAGGAAGCACUCCUAGAAGCCACAGAAGCAGCCGAAGCCGCUGCCAUCGCAGCAGCAUCUGGACGUUACGCACCCUACGGUAACCAAGCCGGACGUACCGUCGUUAUAAACAACGAGUCAGGUUCUGGAGCAUCAUCAGCCGCCGCGGCUGCUUCGUCAUCCACCGGCGCUGCUGGACAAAGUGGAUUAGGAUCUGGGCUUGGUGGUUUGGGAUCAUCUGGCGCUGGAUUAUACGGAUUGAACGGCCUCAACGGACUCAACGGUCUCAACGGACUUCGCGGAGGACAAGGAUCCGGAUCCGCAGCUUCCGCCGCCGCUGCCGCAGCCGCCGCCGCUGGCUCUGCCGGUCGUGGAAACUUAGGUCUACUCGGAUCUUCGGGACUAUACGGAAACGACGGUCAAGGCGCCGUCAUCAUCAACAACAAUGGAGCAAGCGGAUCUGCUUCGAGCGCUUCUGCCUCAAGCUCAGCCGCCUCUUCCGCCGGCUCAGACGCAUCUGGACUCGCAGCUCAAGAAGCCGCACUAGAAGCAGCUGAAGCCGCUGCCAUCGCUGCCGCAUCUGGACGUUACGCUCCUUACGGUAACCAAGUCGUGAUCAACAAUGACUCAGGUUCUGGAUCAUCUUCGGCCACCUCAGCUGCUUCAGCAUCCGCUGGUGCCGCUGGUCAAGGAUCUGGUGCUGGAUUAUACGGUGCCGGUCUAUACGGCUCCAACGGACUAUACGGACUACAAGGCCAAGGUGGUAACGCCGCUGCAUCAGCUGCAGCAGCUUCCGCCGCUGCUGGCGCACAAGGAUCCGGCCUCGGUGGUUUGGGAUCAUCUGGCGCUGGAUUAAACGGAUUGAACGGCCUCAGCGGACUCAACGGUCUCAACGGACUUCGCGGAGGACAAGGAUCCGGAUCAGGAGCUGCCGCAGCCGCUGCCGCCGCUGCAGGCUCAGCCGGAAGCGCUAAUUACGCAAACGGAUUGAACGGACUCUACGGUGGAGUAGGAGGCGUAGGCCAAGACACCAUUGUGAUCAACAACGGCGGGGCUUCUGGUUCUUCGUCGAGCGCUUCUGCUUCAAGCGCUGCUGCCAGCUCUGGUAACAGUCUAGCCGAACAGGAAGCACUCCUAGAAGCCACAGAAGCAGCCGAAGCCGCUGCCAUCGCAGCAGCAUCUGGACGUUACGCACCCUACGGUAACCAAGCCGGACGUACCGUCGUUAUAAACAACGAGUCAGGUUCUGGAGCAUCAUCAGCCGCCGCGGCUGCUUCGUCAUCCACCGGCGCUGCUGGACAAAGUGGAUUAGGAUCUGGGCUUGGUGGUUUGGGAUCAUCUGGCGCUGGAUUAUACGGAUUGAACGGCCUCAACGGACUCAACGGUCUCAACGGACUUCGCGGAGGACAAGGAUCCGGAUCCGCAGCUUCCGCCGCCGCUGCCGCAGCCGCCGCCGCUGGCUCUGCCGGUCGUGGAAACUUAGGUCUACUCGGAUCUUCGGGACUAUACGGAAACGACGGUCAAGGCGCCGUCAUCAUCAACAACAAUGGAGCAAGCGGAUCUGCUUCGAGCGCUUCUGCCUCAAGCUCAGCCGCCUCUUCCGCCGGCUCAGACGCAUCUGGACUCGCAGCUCAAGAAGCCGCACUAGAAGCAGCUGAAGCCGCUGCCAUCGCUGCCGCAUCUGGACGUUACGCUCCUUACGGUAACCAAGUCGUGAUCAACAAUGACUCAGGUUCUGGAUCAUCUUCGGCCACCUCAGCUGCUUCAGCAUCCGCUGGUGCCGCUGGUCAAGGAUCUGGUGCUGGAUUAUACGGUGCCGGUCUAUACGGCUCCAACGGACUAUACGGACUACAAGGCCAAGGUGGUAACGCCGCUGCAUCAGCUGCAGCAGCUUCCGCCGCUGCUGGCGCACAAGGAUCCGGCCUCGGUGGUUUGGGAUCAUCUGGCGCUGGAUUAAACGGAUUGAACGGCCUCAGCGGACUCAACGGUCUCAACGGACUUCGCGGAGGACAAGGAUCCGGAUCAGGAGCUGCCGCAGCCGCUGCCGCCGCUGCAGGCUCAGCCGGAAGCGCUAAUUACGCAAACGGAUUGAACGGACUCUACGGUGGAGUAGGAGGCGUAGGCCAAGACACCAUUGUGAUCAACAACGGCGGGGCUUCUGGUUCUUCGUCGAGCGCUUCUGCUUCAAGCGCUGCUGCCAGCUCUGGUAACAGUCUAGCCGAACAGGAAGCACUCCUAGAAGCCACAGAAGCAGCCGAAGCCGCUGCCAUCGCAGCAGCAUCUGGACGUUACGCACCCUACGGUAACCAAGCCGGACGUACCGUCGUUAUAAACAACGAGUCAGGUUCUGGAGCAUCAUCAGCCGCCGCGGCUGCUUCGUCAUCCACCGGCGCUGCUGGACAAAGUGGAUUAGGAUCUGGGCUUGGUGGUUUGGGAUCAUCUGGCGCUGGAUUAUACGGAUUGAACGGCCUCAACGGACUCAACGGUCUCAACGGACUUCGCGGAGGACAAGGAUCCGGAUCCGCAGCUUCCGCCGCCGCUGCCGCAGCCGCCGCCGCUGGCUCUGCCGGUCGUGGAAACUUAGGUCUACUCGGAUCUUCGGGACUAUACGGAAACGACGGUCAAGGCGCCGUCAUCAUCAACAACAAUGGAGCAAGCGGAUCUGCUUCGAGCGCUUCUGCCUCAAGCUCAGCCGCCUCUUCCGCCGGCUCAGACGCAUCUGGACUCGCAGCUCAAGAAGCCGCACUAGAAGCAGCUGAAGCCGCUGCCAUCGCUGCCGCAUCUGGACGUUACGCUCCUUACGGUAACCAAGUCGUGAUCAACAAUGACUCAGGUUCUGGAUCAUCUUCGGCCACCUCAGCUGCUUCAGCAUCCGCUGGUGCCGCUGGUCAAGGAUCUGGUGCUGGAUUAUACGGUGCCGGUCUAUACGGCUCCAACGGACUAUACGGACUACAAGGCCAAGGUGGUAACGCCGCUGCAUCAGCUGCAGCAGCUUCCGCCGCUGCUGGCGCACAAGGAUCCGGCCUCGGUGGUUUGGGAUCAUCUGGCGCUGGAUUAAACGGAUUGAACGGCCUCAGCGGACUCAACGGUCUCAACGGACUUCGCGGAGGACAAGGAUCCGGAUCAGGAGCUGCCGCAGCCGCUGCCGCCGCUGCAGGCUCAGCCGGAAGCGCUAAUUACGCAAACGGAUUGAACGGACUCUACGGUGGAGUAGGAGGCGUAGGCCAAGACACCAUUGUGAUCAACAACGGCGGGGCUUCUGGUUCUUCGUCGAGCGCUUCUGCUUCAAGCGCUGCUGCCAGCUCUGGUAACAGUCUAGCCGAACAGGAAGCACUCCUAGAAGCCACAGAAGCAGCCGAAGCCGCUGCCAUCGCAGCAGCAUCUGGACGUUACGCACCCUACGGUAACCAAGCCGGACGUACCGUCGUUAUCAACAACGAGUCAGGUUCUGGAGCGGGUACAGGAGGUGCUGCAUCUGCAGCAUCUUCCACUGCCAUUUCUUCUUAUGGUCGUGGAAGAGGACGGGUGCGCCAAUCAUGCAAACUAAACCGUCGUCAAUUUAUCAUAAGAUAUGGAAGAAAAGGUCUUGCAUGUACUGAUUGUUAAGUGAUCUAGGUGUAAGAGAUUGAAGUUCAAUUUGUUUGUUUUUUACUUGGGUACAUCUUUACAACAAUGAAAUAAAUAUAGUUUUGCAGCAUGAA